Candida dubliniensis CD36 is the source of this 1626-nucleotide messenger RNA. RefSeq names its product NuA4 histone acetyltransferase complex catalytic subunit (gene ESA1). Gene Ontology annotation, biological process: regulation of DNA-templated transcription. The record is from RefSeq and is a predicted model, not a curated record. Lineage: Eukaryota; Fungi; Ascomycota; Pichiomycetes; Serinales; Debaryomycetaceae. Bases 1 to 1626 code for a protein of 541 amino acids. The transcript has a single exon. Gene Ontology annotation, molecular function: histone acetyltransferase activity.
AUGGCAGUAGCAGAAAUCAAAAAAGAAAAAGGCUCUAGCAUGUCACCUGCACCCUCUUCGCCCAUUCAAAUACUAAGUACUGAACCUGAUGCAAAUCCCGAUAGUAAACAGGAGAAAUUUACACCGAAAGAUAUAUUGCCGGGAUGCAAAGUGCAUGUUUCUAAAGAUGGGGAGCUCAGACUAGCAGAAAUUUUACAAGAACAUAUUAAGAAAGGCCGUAAAGUGUUCUAUGUGCAUUACCAAGAUUUCAAUAAACGUUUAGAUGAAUGGAUUGAACUCGACAGGAUCGACUUUACUCGAAGUCUAAUUUUACCAGAAAUAAAAACAGACACAAAGGAGAAUAAACUGAAAAAGAAGAGCAAAUCCAAAGGCCUGACAAAGCUGUCCAAAAAUAAUACCACUGCCAAUAGUACAACUGGUACCCCACAGCCAAAUGAUGGACAGCCUAUUAUGGGAGACGAUGAAAUGGAUUUGGAAAACUUGAAUGUCCAAGGAUUAAAGCGUCCUGGAGAAGAAUUUAGUAGGGAAGACGAAAUCAAAAAGUUACGUACUAGUGGUUCCAUGACCCAAAAUCAUCUGGAAGUUGCAAGAGUAAGAAAUUUAUCAACUAUUAUAUUGGGUGAGCACAUCAUAGAACCAUGGUACUUUUCCCCGUACCCUAUAGAAUUGACAGAAGAAGACGAGAUAUACAUUUGUGACUUUACACUUUCCUAUUUUGGGUCCAAAAAGCAAUUUGAGAGAUUUCGCUCCAAAUGUUCAAUGAAGCAUCCGCCAGGUAAUGAGAUAUACAGAGAUUCAAAAGUCAGUUUUUGGGAAAUAGACGGGAGAAAGCAAAGAACGUGGUGUCGGAAUUUGUGUCUAUUGAGUAAAUUGUUUCUUGAUCAUAAGACAUUGUACUAUGAUGUUGAUCCCUUUUUGUUCUAUAUAAUGACUAUCAAAUCUGAUCAAGGUCAUCAUGUUGUGGGGUAUUUUUCCAAAGAAAAAGAGAGUGCAGAUGGAUAUAAUGUUGCAUGUAUAUUAACUCUACCCUGUUAUCAAAAGAGAGGGUUUGGGAAAUUAUUGAUCCAGUUUUCGUACAUGUUAACCAAAGUUGAGAGAAAAGUGGGAUCGCCUGAAAAACCAUUAUCGGAUUUGGGAUUAUUGUCAUAUCGUGCCUAUUGGACAGACACAUUGGUUAAACUAUUAGUGGAAAGAAACAGUCCUGCCUUAUUCCGCAAGAAUAAUCCUCAGCUAGAAUACGAUGAAGCAGAAAAUGGCAAAGAUGGCUCUGCAACUCCAACACCGGGGCCAGGGUCAUAUGCUUCCCAAUUCUCGACAUCAGCUAGUGCCCUUGCUUCACGGCUGGGACUAAAUUCAUCGCCAGUUUUUUCUAAUGAAAUUACCAUUGAGGACAUUUCAUCGAUAACAUGCAUGACCACGACCGAUAUAUUGCACACAUUGACCACAUUGCAGAUGUUGCGAUACUACAAGGGACAACACAUAAUUGUGUUGACCGAUCAAAUAAUGGAAUUAUACGAAAAACUAGUCAAGAAGGUGAAAGAGAAAAAGAAGCACGAGUUAAAUCCAAAAUUAUUGAACUGGACGCCGCCUCUGUUCACGGCAAACCAAUUACGAUUCGGGUGGUAA